AUGCUCAGUUCCCUCCGGCCAGUCCCUCCUUGCGCGGCCGUUUCGAGCCCGAAUGUCAAGCUCGACUUUGGGGACCUGAGAAUCCCGCACAUAUUUUCCAGGACUAGAUUAUUGACUAUGCGGGCAGGAAUGGCGCAGCUAGAGGGUUACUAUUUCUCGGCAGCCCUGAGCUGUACCUUUUUAGUGUCCUGCCUCCUUUUCUCUGCUUUCAGCCGGGCGCUGCGAGAGCCCUACAUGGACGAGAUCUUCCACCUGCCGCAGGCACAGCGCUACUGUGAGGGCCAUUUCUCCCUCUCGCAGUGGGACCCCAUGAUUACUACAUUACCUGGCUUAUACCUGCUGUCAGUUGGAGUGGUCAAACCUGCCAGUUGGAUCUUUGGAUGGUCGGAACACGUUGUCUGCUCCAUUGGAAUGCUCAGAUUUGUUAAUCUUCUCUUCAGUGUUGGCAACUUCUAUUUACUAUAUUUGCUUCUCCGCAAGGUGCAACCCAGGCACAAGGCUGCCUCAAGUAUCCAGAGAAUCUUGUCAACAUUAACAUUAGCAGUAUUUCCCACACUCUAUUUUUUUAACUUCCUUUAUUAUACAGAAGCAGGAUCCAUGUUUUUUACUCUUUUUGCCUACUUGAUGUGUCUUUAUGGAAAUCAUAAAACUUCAGCCUUGCUUGGAUUUUGUGGCUUCAUGUUUCGUCAAACAAAUAUCAUCUGGGCUAUCUUCUGCGCAGGAAACGUCAUUGCACAAAAGUUGACUGAAGCUUGGAAAACUGAGCUACUAAAGAAGAAAGAAGAGAGGCUUCCCUCUAUUAAAGGACCAUUUUCAGAAUUCAGGAAAAUUCUUCAGUUCCUUUUGGCUUAUUCCAUGUCCUUUAAGAACUUGAGUAUGCUUUUCCUUUUGACUUGGCCCUACAUCCUUUUAAUGUUUCUGUUUUGUGCUUUUGUGGUAGUUAAUGGUGGAAUUGUUAUUGGUGAUCGUAGUAGUCAUGAAGCCUGCCUACACUUUCCUCAGCUAUUCUACUUUUUCUCUUUUACUCUCUUUUUUUCCUUUCCUCACCUACUGUCUCUUAAGAAAAUCAGGUCUUUUCUUUGCUUAGUUUGGAAACGGAGAAUUCAGUUUUUUGUGAUUACUUUAGUCUCCAUAUUUUUAGUUUGGAAAUUUACUUAUGCUCAUAAAUACUUGCUAGCAGAUAAUAGACAUUAUACAUUCUAUGUGUGGAAAAGAGUUUUUCAAAGAUAUGAAAUUGUGAAAUAUUUGUUAGUUCCAGUUUAUAUAUUUGCUGGUUGGAGUAUCGCUGACUCAUUGAAAUCAAAGUCCAUAUUCUGGAAUUUAAUGUUUUUCAUAUGCUUAUUCACCGUUAUAGUACCUCAGAAACUGCUAGAAUUUCGUUACUUCAUUUUACCCUAUGUUAUUUAUAGGCUUAACAUACCUCUGCCACCUACAUCCAGACUUGUUUGUGAGCUGGGUUGCUAUGCAGUUGUGAAUUUCCUAACUUUUUAUAUCUUUCUGAAUAAGACUUUUCAGUGGCCAAAUAGUCAGGACAUUCAGAGGUUUAUGUGGUAAUAUCAGAAACAUCUUGAACUGUAAAAAUAGACUUAUUAUUUAGACUAUUUCCAUAAUGAAAACUAAGUAGAAAUUUUUAAAUUUCUUUUAGGCACCAUGGUGAUCCGCAGAUCACAUCAGAUUUUUUGUGCUUUAAAUAUCAGAAAUAUGUAUUUUAAUAUAUAUAUAUGUGAAAUAUGUAUAUAUAUAUACAUAUAUGUAUAUGUAUAUCUAUCUAUCUAUCUAUCUAUGACCCAAGGAAGUUAAAUGGUAAAGAACUGAGAAAAGUUUAAGACUUGCUCCAUAAGCCUGAAUAAUGAUGGGAAAUUAAAAUUAUUCAUAGCUAUCUCAUGAUAUUUCUUUGAUACUGUUGGCCACUCAAAAAGCUUGGAAACUUUUUUGUAUACAAGUUUAUUUAUUAAUUCUCAUCAGAAACAGUAGCAAAGUCUUUGAAAAAUAUUUACAAAUGAUUAGGUUAUAUUAUUGAUUGAAAAGUUGUUUAACAUUUUAGUAAAUAUAAUUUCAAUCAUAAGGUAAAAUAGACUCACAUAGAUAGUAAAUGUUAUAAAAUAGAGGCUCUUCUGUGUUUAUCUAAGAAUCAAGUUGUUGAUUUUUGUUAAAAAUCUAGAAAUGAUGAAGUCCUUUCCCUGUUCCUAAUAUGAAAUAUAUCAUGGGCAAAGAUAAAUUGUGUUGAUGAUAAUACCUUUUAAAAGGGGUUUUCUUUCUGAAAUACACUACUCUAUCAGUUUCCUUUGGCUGCCGUAACAAAUUGCCACAAAUUUGGCGGCUUAAAAAAAAUUUCAGGGCUUCCCUGGUGGCGCAGUGGUUGAGAGUCCGCUUGCCGAUGCAGGGGACACGGGUUCGUGUCCUGGUCUGGGAAGAUCCCACAUGCCGCGGAGCGGCUGGGCCCAUGAACCAUGGCCACUGAGCUUGCGCGUCUGGAGCCUGUGCUCCGCAAGGGAGAGGCCACAACAGUGAGAGGCCCGCGUACCGCAAAAAAAAAAAAAAAAAAAAAAAAUUUCAGAAUUCUGGAGGCCUACGAAGCCUAAAAUUAAGAUGUUAGCAGUGUUAGUUGCUUUUGGAGGCUGUAAAAGAGAAUCCAUUCCAUGUUUCUCUCCUACCUUCUGCAGUCCAUGGUGUUCCUUGGUUUAUAGAUGUAUUACUCCAGUAUCUGCCUUUGUCUUCACAUGGCCUUCCUCUCAUCUUCUUUCUCUUACAAGGACAAUGUCUGUGGAUUUAGGGCCCACCCUAAUCCAGGAUAAUUGUGUGUCCAGAUCUUUAACUUAAUUAUGUCUACAAAGACUCUUUUUCCAUAUAAGGUCAUAUUUACAGGUUCCAAGUUGACCUAUCUUUUUGUGGGGCACUUUCUAACCCACCAAAGUUACCAAAGGAGAUUUUACAAUAAAUUUCAUAAAACUUGUAGGAAAUAAAUUUUUGCUGAGAUAUUUUAAAUAAAAUUGCAUCUUUUCAGAGAGGUUAAAAACAAGUGACUUGCAGGGUCACAUAAUUAUAAAACUAAAAGUAACUGGUAUUUGAUUCCAUUAUCCAAAAAAUGUUAGAAUUUAAAGGAAGUUUAGAAAUUAUUUGAUCUAGUCUUAUUUUGUAGAUUAGGGAACAAAUGCUUGGGUAGGAUUUGGGGGGAUUAAUUUUGGAUUUUGUGUCUGCUAUUUGGAGUACAUUCAUUGGGUUGUCAUUCCCUUACUGAGAAGUAUUAUUUGGAUAUGCUAACGUUGACAUGUGAACUUAGAACUGUGACUAGAAUUCAUUUUUUAAUCCAGUUUUACAUUUGUAAACUUUUCAAUAACUGUGUGAACUGUCUUAAGUGUUGGAUUAUGCUUUCUCUGGAUUUUCAUUAAUGAGUGGAUUUGGAAGGUACUGUUCAUUUGCAAAUAUAAAAUUAUGCACAGGUAAAAAUACAAGUGUAGUCUUGAGUAGUAAAUGUAAAGUCUUUGGUUUUACACACUCUUUGGGGCCAAGCAGUACUCUAUUUAGUGCUUAGAAAGUAGAUUUACUCUUUAGUUGUAACAGUGACUGUAGGACAAAUGUUUUUACCGAAACUUUUUUUUAAUUAGACAAGAAAGCACACUCAAAUAGUUAUUUUAUAAUGGAGAUAUGAAGUCAAAAUUCUCCCCAAAAUGUGCAAUUUAGGAAAAACAAAUUUCUUGUCUGAUACCAUUGGUGCAAGGCUUUUGUUUUUUAGGCAUAUUUCUGAGACAAAAAAAAAAAAACCUUUUUCUCUCUAGUCUGACAAGAAGGAGGAAACUAUUCUACUCCAUGUAUUAAAGGAAUCAUUGUUCUAAUUCAUUUUUAAGUGUUGAGUCCCUGCCCUUUUAAGAGAUCUUUUGGAAUGCUGUGAAUUAAAAGGUGCUCUACAGAGCUGCUUUUAGAAACAUCCUGAAGUUAUAUAUGUUUUGAAUAUUUUUCAAGAGUUACCAAAUAGAUAUGUUUGAUAUUAUUUUUUAAAAAAUUAGACUUAAAUGAAUCUUGAUUAGAAGGUAAUUCUUUAAAAAAAAACAAAAACAAGUAUUGAUAAGCUAGAGGCCCUGUGGGGCCUUGCAGUUAUUGUUAUUAAAGUCUGUAAAUGGUUUUUUGUGUUUUGGUUUUUUUUUGCGGU
Messenger RNA from Mesoplodon densirostris (Blainville's beaked whale), 4147 nucleotides. It is a transcript of the gene ALG10, whose product is annotated as ALG10 alpha-1,2-glucosyltransferase. The transcript has 3 exons. Gene Ontology annotation, molecular function: dolichyl pyrophosphate Glc2Man9GlcNAc2 alpha-1,2-glucosyltransferase activity. Gene Ontology annotation, biological process: dolichol-linked oligosaccharide biosynthetic process; protein N-linked glycosylation. Gene Ontology annotation, cellular component: endoplasmic reticulum. The record is from RefSeq and is a predicted model, not a curated record. Bases 1 to 1554 code for a protein of 517 amino acids. Lineage: Eukaryota; Metazoa; Chordata; Mammalia; Artiodactyla; Ziphiidae.